AUGGCAGACAGGUGGUCGGAUGAUUGGGACUUGCCUGCAAAAGUAGACGGUACUGCGAGUACCAAGAACAAAUGGGGAGACUCUUGGGAUGACGCUGAGAUUACCCAGGGAAAAUCUCCGGGAUCCAAACUCAACGUGGAAUUGCAGAAAAUCCCCGGAGCAAACUCCAUGGAUGCUUACUAUGCCAAACCCAAAACUCCAGUUGUGUUGAAACGUGUUUCCCCCGUUGUUCCCGAGCCGGCUAACCGCACGGUUGCUAAGGUAUCUUUGGAGCAAUCGCAGCGCGAUAAGGAGAAACUGUAUGAGGAGAAGAGAAGGCAGAUUUUUGCGCAGAAACGAUAA
Messenger RNA from Kuraishia capsulata CBS 1993, 342 nucleotides. RefSeq lists its product as uncharacterized. The transcript has a single exon. NCBI's taxonomy places the organism in Eukaryota, Fungi, Ascomycota, Pichiomycetes, Pichiales, Pichiaceae. The record is from RefSeq and is a predicted model, not a curated record. The coding region runs from base 1 to 342 and encodes 113 amino acids.